UCUCUCUCUCUCUCUCUCUCUCUCUCUCGUCGAGCGAGAUCUGGUCUUCGUCGCCGUCUCUCUUUCUUCGGGGAUUUUGGCGGGAAAAUGUCGGGGAAAGGAGCGAAAGGGCUGAUUACGGGAAAACCCAGCGGGAACGACAAGGACAAGGACAAGAAGAAGCCCAUCACUCGCUCUUCUCGUGCUGGUCUCCAGUUUCCGGUGGGUAGGGUUCAUCGGCUGCUGAAGACAAGGUCCACUGCCCAUGGACGCGUCGGAGCAACGGCGGCCGUGUACACGGCGGCCAUACUGGAGUACCUCACGGCAGAAGUGCUGGAACUGGCGGGAAACGCGAGCAAGGACUUGAAGGUGAAACGGAUAACGCCGAGGCACUUGCAGCUGGCCAUCCGUGGCGACGAAGAGCUCGAUACCCUCAUCAAGGGAACCAUAGCUGGAGGAGGAGUUAUCCCUCACAUUCACAAGUCCCUUAUCAACAAAUCCGUCAAGGAGUAAGCUUUUGAAUCUUGUUCAUAAAAAGCUCUUGCCAUGGAUUUUGCCUGUUUUCCAAAUCACUGGAUGGUGGUGUCAGAGACAGAGAUCUGUUUAAUGCUAAUGCUUUUUGAUAAUACCUGAA
Messenger RNA from Tarenaya hassleriana, 613 nucleotides. RefSeq names its product probable histone H2A variant 3. Gene Ontology annotation, cellular component: nucleosome. The transcript is spliced from 2 exons. The record is from RefSeq and is a predicted model, not a curated record. NCBI's taxonomy places the organism in Eukaryota, Viridiplantae, Streptophyta, Magnoliopsida, Brassicales, Cleomaceae. Gene Ontology annotation, molecular function: protein heterodimerization activity; structural constituent of chromatin; DNA binding. The coding region runs from base 88 to 492 and encodes 134 amino acids.